Messenger RNA from Anopheles marshallii, 9990 nucleotides. RefSeq names its product apolipophorins (gene apolpp). Gene Ontology annotation, molecular function: lipid carrier activity. The transcript has 8 exons. Gene Ontology annotation, biological process: lipid transport. Lineage: Eukaryota; Metazoa; Arthropoda; Insecta; Diptera; Culicidae. The coding region runs from base 1 to 9990 and encodes 3329 amino acids. The record is from RefSeq and is a predicted model, not a curated record.
AUGUGGGUCCUCGGUGGAAGGAGGCUGCUGUUAAGCUUCCUGGUGUCGCUAGUGCUGGUGCAAAGUGUUUUCGCAGCAUCGUGUAAACAGGGAUGUCCAACGCCAAACAAAUCGAGCAAGUACACCUUCAAGCCUGGCUUCGUUUACCAGUAUGAUGUGGACACAUUCGUGCAGAUGCAACAGUCGGACAAGGAAAACAAACAGACUACGCUUAAGGUCGAUGGCAAAGUGGAACUGUACGCCGGAAACAACUGUCUUUACACGCUGAAGGUAGUGUCGCUGACCUCGUACGCACCGGACGGCAAGAAGACGGCAUUCGGACCGGAAAUCACUAAACCGGUACAGUUCACGCUGUCCAACGAUGAGUUGCUGCCAGAGAUCUGUACCGAGGCCGACGAUACCGACUUCUCGGUGAACGUGAAGCGUGGUCUGAUUUCGCUGUUCCAGUCGGCACAGGAAAAGAGCACAGAAACCGAUGUGUUUGGCGUGUGUCAGACGUCCUUUUCGAGCUAUCCUUCCGGAGACGCGACCGUCGUGGAGAAGUCGCGCGACCUGGAUACCUGUGCCUACCGUGAAUCGUUGUCGAACAGCUUCGUGACGCGCAUCGUCAAUAGCAAGGCCGGCAUCAAAUCGACCCCGCUACUCCAGAGCUCCUACAGCAACCAGCAAACGUUCAACGAUGGUCUGCUCUCCUCCGUGAAGUUGGGCGAAGAGUACCAAUAUCUGCCGUACCUGAAGGAAAAGGUCGGAGUAACGGCGAAGGUUACGACGAAGCUGUCGCUCACGGGCAAUAAGGCAGGAGCCGCUCCGGCUUUAAGUGGAACGAGUGAGCCGCGCUCGAUUAUCUUCGAGAAUCCCGAUCAGCAGCCGGCGGGCAACUUGGCCGUGAUCAAGCAGGAACUGAAAACUACCGUAGAUUCAUACAGCCGCGGCAAUGUGGGCAAGAAGACUGCUAACUUCUUCGUGGAGCUGAUCCAGCUGAUGCGCUACUCGAAGAAGGAUGAUCUGCUCAAUCUUUACAACCAAGUCAAGGCUGGUAGCGUACACUCGAACAAAUCACUGGCACGUAAGGUCUACCUGGACUCUUUGUUCCGCGUUGGAACGGGUGAUGCCGUUGAGGCCAUUACACAGCUGUACAAAAACAAGGAAAUCACCGAUGCUCAGGAACAAAAGCUUGCUUUCGUUUCGCUCAAUCUGGUCAACUCGAUGACCCAGGAUGCGCUGAAGGCCGUGAACAAGCUGCUGGAUGGAAAUCCUCCCCGCGAAGCCUACUUGAGCGUGGGUUCGCUGGUCAGCAAGUACUGCCAGAAGCACGGAUGCCAAUCGGCUGACGUGAAGGAAAUCUCGAACAAAUUCAGUGCCAAGCUGGGCAAGUGUCAGUCGACUUCACGUGCGCAGGAAGAUGUGAUCGUCGCAGUGCUUAAGGGCGUACGCAAUUCGGACAAUCUGGUUCCUCCACUGUUGGACAAGGUUAUCCAGUGCACUGGUCCGGAAGCGUCAUCGCGUGUUCGCGUAGCGGCUUUGCAAGCCUAUCCGGCAGCGUCUUGCAACAAAAAGGUAGUUAAUUCGGCCCUGAGCACGCUGAAGAACGCCAAUGAGGACUCGGAAAUUCGUAUCCAUGCCUAUCUGUCGCUGGUUGAGUGCCCCUCGGCUAAUGUUGCCAACGAGCUGAAGGCCUUGCUGGAUGCUGAGAAGGUUUAUCAGGUCGGUUCGUUCAUUACGUCCCAUCUGGCUAGCUUGCGGUCAUCGGUCGACCCGACGCGGGACGCUGCCCGUCAGCACUUCGGAAAAAUCCGUACCUCCAACAAGUUUCCCUUCGAUGUUCGUCGCUACUCGUUUAACCGUGAGUUCUCGUAUGCCGUUGAAUCGCUCGGUGUGGGAGCCAGUGCUGAGACCAGCGUCAUCUACUCGCAGAAAAGCUUCCUUCCGAAGUCGGUUGGACUGAACUUUACGGCUGAGCUGUUCGGAAAUGGAUUGAACGUGUUUGAGCUCGAGGGACGUCAGGAUAAUUUGGAGCGACUGGUGGAACACUACUUCGGCCCGAAGGGAUUUUUCUCCGGCAUGGAUUUACAGGCGGCAUACGAUCUUAUCUCUGAGCAGUACCAGAAGCUGUCCGGUAAGGCAAAGGAACGCUUCCGCCGUGGUAUCCGUGAGGACAUCCGUGCGCUAGCUCGCAACGUCGACCUGCACAAUGACGCACUGCAAGACUUCAACUUCGAUCUGACUGUGAAGGUGUUCGGAUCUGAGCUGUUUUUCCUUAGCACCGGUGAUAAUGUGCCGACCGAUCCGGAACAGUUCCUCGAAAAGGCAUUGGAAUGCUUCGACAAGAUGAUCGAGGGUGCUAAAAAGUUCGAGCGUACCUUUGAGCAUCAUGCACUGUUCUUGGACACCGAUCUCGUGUACACUACCGGUCUUGGUCUUCCACUGAAGCUGUCAGCACAGGGAGCCGCUGUUGCCCGUCUGAAUGCCGCUCUGGAGCUCGACGUGAAGAAUCUGGUAAAGGACUAUAACAACGCAAAGUUCAACGUUAAGUUCCAGCCUAGCGGAAGCUUCGAGGUGACCGGAACCAUGAGCGUGGAUGCGUUCAACGUGAUGACUGGAAUGCAGGUGGCAUUGUCCGGACACUCGUCUGGUGGAGCCGCUGUCAAAUUCGCACUGCACGAUGCUACGGCAUACGAUUUGACAAUCGAUUCACUGCAAGAAAAGCAAGAGCUUGUUUCGGUGAGCUUCCGCGAGGUAAUCAUCACGCGUGAGCGGGGCAACCAGCUGAUUACGCUUCCAGCAAAGCGUCAGGACUUUGGCACUAAAUUCAACGAAUGUUUCGACAAUCUGUACAGCGUGAUUGGUGUGACUGUGUGUGCCGCUCACAAAGUUGACCAAGAAGAGGUAUUCGAAGUGUACCUGGAGGUUGAGCCGAAAUUCCACUUCUCCGGCAAGUUUGACAACUCUAACCAGCAGCAUGUUACGCUGUUGCUCAGCUUCGAUACUCCUGGAUCGCAGAUGAAGCGUUUGACCAACCUUCGCCUGGAGGGUGUGACCGCUGGAGAACUGUACGUGAAGGUAUCGCUUGAAUCGCCGAUUCGCAAUGUUGACUUGCAACUGGGAGUGAACAACAACGAUAAGGAAGUAGCACUGUACGGUGUGGCACACAUCGGCGUGGAAGAGUACUUGGCCAAGAUUGGCUUCCAGAAGGGUGCUUCUGGCGGACGCGACGAAUACAUUCCCAUUUUCACCAUUCGCUCACCGAACGGUGAUGCUCAAAUGUCCAAAUUUGUGCAAACUACUGGUAAAAUCGUGGUUGAGAAUCUAGAUGGUGGCAAGCGUAAGUACAACCUGCAAAACAUCGAGUGGACUAGCCCGUACGCUCCGAAGACCACCAUUAAUGGUCACGUCGUGUCAAACGGAGAACGUAGUUUCGAUGCCGAUGUGGACUUUACCGUUGGUGAGGUAAAGAACAACGUUCUGGGUCAUCUGGACUUCGAUCUGAAGCAUGUAAAGCUGGAUCUGGAGAAAAAGACACCGAGCGAUGCGAAUAAGAACUUCAAGGUGAAUCUGGAGGUGGCCUACACGGACAAUUCCUUCAAGAAUCUGUUCUCCUUCGCUAGCGGAUCGGACUUUAAGAAUCCGUCGAACAAGUACGAGCUAAGCCAAUAUGCCGAAUUCACACUUAAGCCGGAAGCACAGGGUCUAGAGUCGUUGAAACUGAACAACAAAUUGCAGCUGCCGAAGCAACUGAUCAGAGUGGACUUUGCUACCAACAAGAACAAGUUCUUCCUGGAUGGAGAGUACGGAUACGAUAAGUACAAGAUUGCGGCUAAUGUGGAUGCCAAGUACAAUGAGAAAUCGGCCGGCGACUAUGAUGUGCAGUUGGGCGGUUCACUCAACAAGCACUUCUUUAAGUUCUUCUCGAAGCGCAUUGUGGAGCAGAACAAGAGCCGCUUUAGCAACAAACUGACCGCAAGCACCGGUACCAAGUUCGAACUGAAUGGAGCCGUCUCGAACCGUUUCACCAGCCAGGAUGGUGAGCUCAGCCUUGAAGGAUCACUUGUCGCUGUCGAAAAAGCUUCUCCUUACAAGCUUUCGCUGACAGUUCAAUUCUCUGCCGCGAACGUCCUCUCCAACGCCAAGGUGCUGGUGGAUAAGGAAGAGUUCGCUACGUAUGACUUGAAGUUGCAACGUGGUCAAGAUCCGAAUGGAAAAUUCACGUUUGUGGUAAAGGAUUUCUUCGAUGGUAACGGUGAGUUCAAGUCUAAGAAUGGAAAUGGUGAUCUGUUUGCCUUGGUAACCUUCGUCAAGCAAGAUCGCAAGGUGAAGCUGGAUAGCAAGUUCACAACGAGCAAACCGGAUUACAAUGUUGAAAUCGAUUUCUAUUACGACUUUGAAAAGGACAAUAGCAAGAAGGUUCACUUUGAAUCCAAGAACAAAGUAACCCAGACUAGCUUCGACAGUAAGAACAAGGUUGAAGUGUUCUCAGAGAAGUAUGAGCUGAACCUGCAAGGACAGGGAAACCCGAAGCCGGUUGAUGGCACGUUCUCCACUAAGUUCAGCCUACUGCUGCCGACUGGAAGACAGUUCGGAGGUGACUUCAGGCGCGACUCCUCGACGAAAGACGAAAAGAAGUUCGGGAAGAUGGUAACGAACCUGUACGAUAAACAGCCUGGUGGCAAGCAGCGAUCGUUGCAGUGGACCGGUGAGCUGAAGGACGGCGAUUUCAAGGCGAAACUUUUCGAUGCCGUGCACAACGUCAAGUACUCCGAUUUGGACGGUAAAACGGUGGUGCUUGAUAUGACGGUGAAGCAUGUUCCUGCUGGUAAAUACAAGUCUGCCGCUGGCAGCUUGAAGGUGUCCGGAAGCUUGCUUCCACAAGUGGCUGAAGUGAGUGUUGUCGUUGAUGAAUACUGCGAGAAUCACGCGAAGUAUCAUGUCGAUGGCAAGUACGGAUCCGAUUUUUCGACUGCAUUCGUUGGAGGAUAUCAUGUCGGAGGUCACGGAAAACCCGCCAGCCAUGAGCUGAAGGUGGAUGUAACCGCUCCAUCCUACAAGCUGGGAGUUUCAUCCAACGGAAAGUAUGUGCAACCUGACACGGAGGAUGGAGUGUACGAGUUCGAUUACACCGGAUCGGUGGACUACAAUGGCAACAAUGUGGCGGUGUCGACACAGGCUAAGGGUAACUGCAAUCGCGGUAACGGAAAAUUCAAUCUGAACCUCCCCAAUGUGGACCCAAUUGCGGCGGAAGGUUCCUACACUUACGACGCGAAGGAAGAUGGGCAGUUGCAAACGAACAGCGCACUGAAGGUAUCUUACGGGGCAGGAAAGAACUUUGAGUAUACGGGAUCCGCCAAGGUACUGUCACCCGAUGAUGUGCAGGUGCAUGCUACCCUGAAGUCCGAGUUUGAGAGCGUGCGUAGCGUGGAUGUCACCUUCAAGCAUGCCAAAUCGAGUGAAGGUGCAUACAACACGAAGCUGCAGGUUUUGGCCGAUGGCAAGAAGUUUAGCGUAGAGAACGCUAUCGUCAUGUCGGAAACAAACCCAUCGGUGGACUUUACGCUUGUGUACCCCGACAAAACGGUGAAGGUAUCGGGCAGCUACAAGUCGCUCGGACAUAGUGCAUUCAAGGCCGACGCUAAAGUGCAAAACCUAGCCAAUUUCGAUAUGGAAGCAACUGUGGAGGCCAACUUCGACAGUUACCAGACGUUCUACGUCAAACUGUACGGUGAUGCGCCCAUGCUGAACACGAACAAGUUCUCAGUGGAGGUGAACGCGAAACCGGGCUCGAACGGCAAGGGUGUCAACUUCCGGGCUUCCGAGGGCGGCAAGGAUAUUUUGAGCGGUUUUGCCGACUACUCGGUGAAGGAGCAGGGCAAGGCAACGGUCAUCGAAGGACAAGGUAACGUGAAACUUUACGACAAACAACAGACUGCUACCUUCAAGCUGAUUCGCGAAAAACUGUCGGAAUCCGGUUUCUCGGCUACGCUGACUGCAUCCGUUGGCAAGUACACGGCUCACCAUGAGUCUCGCGUACAGCCGAAUGACUUCCGCGUAAAGACGAGCGUGUGCGACGAAAAGAAGAAGUGUACUAAGUUCGAAUUGUUAUCUAAGCUCGAACGUGCUGCAGGUGCAUUCAAGCAUGAGGCUUUGGUGUCGGUGGAAGUGCAGCAGUUGGGAUACGAGCAUGAGUUUGGCCUUUCUGCUAAGACUAGCGCUAAUGGAUUGAAGUUCGAUCACACCACGGACAUGCAGCUGAAGACGAAGAACCAGCCUAAAUAUCAAUACCUGUUCUAUGUUCAUCCGACUUCAGCCGGGGCAAGUUUGAUUCUGCCAACGCGUACCAUCGCUGUCGAGGGUGUACUGAACCUGCCAAAGGAGAAGUUCGGUCUGUUCGAUGGCAGUGUGUCAUUCUAUCUGGACAAGAAGAAUGAACCGGAUAACAAGGCCACUUUCGCGGUACGUGGUGAAACUAAGAUGCUCGGCUCGGCCGGUGUCAGUGGAAACGCGGCGUUGACGUUCUCGCAUCCGACCAUUAAGGCGCUGGCAGUACGUGCCAAGGGUAGCCUGGACGGUGAAAAGCAGACGGUGGAUGGUUCGGUUGAAUUCGACGUUUUCAAGAAGGCCGGUGACAAAAUCGUUGCCAUGGUCCGGUAUGUCAACAGCGACCAGUCAUUCAAGGGCUUUAACAUCACGUCUGAGGCAAGCGUAACAAGCAAGGGCUUGGGACUGAACUGUGGUUUCAGCGGUCACUCGGCAAUGUCACUCGCCACCCGUCAGGCCAGCGCGGCUGGUUCUUUGACGUUGCCCAUCGAAGGAUACACGUUCGGAACGUACUUCUUCGGCAGUCCGGAAUCGUUUGACUUCCAGCUGACUCGCUUCGGAGACGACUUUGUGCGUGCGCACGGCACAUACGAUGCGAAGAAAUACCGUGGAGAUCUUACCUCUACGUUUAAGUUCGUGCCAAACCGCCCCGUAGUGUUCGAGACGCAGCUGAACGGACUCACUUCCGCCAAGUUCUCCUUCAAGCAGGAUAAGUUCUUCAGCGCUGAUGGAACGUUCGGUGUGGACAAGGCGAUGGUACUGAAUGUGGUCGGUGAAGGAAAACCACUGCUCAACGCCAAGGUUACUCUGGAUGCCAGCCACUUCCUAUCGACGGAGUACAAGGUGGAUGAGGCUAACGCGAAGGCAUUCUUGCAGUCGCUCAACAAGCAGCUGCAGGGAGACUUUGUCUUGGUGAAGGAUGACAUUACGCAACGGUACGCCAAGCUUAACGAAGACGUCUCCAAGCUCUCGUCGAACUUGCUUAACGCUUUGCCUGAUUUUGGAAAGUUCCAAGAAAGCUACAUGAAACAGCUGCAGAAACUGCAGGAAGACAUUAUGAGCGAUCCGGCACUGGCUGAGUUUGUGAAGGCCGCUACGAAGAUUUUCCAGCAGGUGGCUGAAGUGUUCGGUCAACUGUCGCAGGUGUAUGUCGAAAGCUUCCGCAAGAUGUCGGCCAUCGUCAAUGACAUUUUCACGCAAUUGAUGGAGACUUUCAACACGAAGGUACUGCCAGCGCUCAAGGAACUAUCCACCAAGGUGGAGGCUAUCUUCUUCAACAUCUACGAGGAAACAGUUAAGCUGCUGGUGGCCGUGUUCGAGCGCACCGUUAAGGCACUGAAGGUGUUCGAAGAGGACUUCAACAAGAUUGCCACCAACGUAUCGGAGUUGUUCCGCACGUUCGCCCAAACCUUCAACAAGGCCAUCCAGGUUCUCGAAAAGGAGUUCAAAGAACUGUACAAGCUGGUUCAAGAGUACUUCGACUCGUUCGACGAGUUCAAGGCGGUCAAGGAAAUGUUCAAGGAGUACUUCGAUGGAUUCGAUCGUUACGCCUACCAGCUGCUUAAGGAGUUGCUGUCUCUCGUGGAAGCUCUUUAUCCGAUGCCGGAGGUGCAGGAGUUCACGACGGCUAUCAACAAGUACAUUACCAACAAAUUGGAAAACAAGCCGGUUAACGAUAUCGAAGAAUUGAAGGCGCUCUUCGUUAGCUUCAUCAAGGUACUAAGCCAAGCCGUUGAACGUCUGAUCUCGGGUGUAAAUGUGCAGUUGUCUGAGCCAACGUUCGGCAGCGAUAGCUUCACCUCCUUCCUUACGUUCAAGUUCGUGCCAUACGUAUCGAGCAUCCAGUUCAGCCCGUGGAACUUUGUGCGUAAUGAGAAGUUCUACUCAGUUCGGGACUUUGUCCACCAGCUUCGUCUGUACGCGUUCAAUCCGUUCACGCGCGUUCCAGUGUUCCAUAUGCACGCACAGUUGGGCGACGGUGGUCACUUCUUCACGUUCGACGACAAGCACUUCACGUUCCCGGGCAGCUGCUCGUACCUGUUGGCUUCGGACUUUGUCGAUGGAAACUUCAGUAUCGUGGCCGAAAUGGACAAUGGACACCUCAAGUCGGUGACACUCGUGGACAAGGACUCGACGGUCGAGCUAAACAACAAGGCCAUCGUGAAGUACAACGGCAAAGACACCGAUCUUCCGAUCUUCCAGAAGGAUGUGUACGUGUUCCGCAAAUACUACACCGUUACCAUUGGUACGAAGUAUGGUGCACAGGUUAUGUGUACGACCGAUUUGAAGAUUUGCCACUUCUUCGUGUCCGGAUUCUACUUCGGUCGGCUGCGCGGUCUGCUCGGAAAUGGUAACUACGAACCGUACGACGAUCUGGCCAUGCCAAACGGUGUCAUUACCGAAGUGUCCACGGACUUUGCAAAUAACUACAAGACAAGUCAGGCUUGUGUUGCUGUGGCCGACCACGGUCACGAUUCUCACGCUCACUCCAACCCGACCUGUGCCAAGUUCUUCGGUUCGGAAUCAUCGCUGAAGCUGUGUUCGUAUCUGCGCGACCAGACGGGCUACAAGGAAGCUUGCAACCAUGCGGCUCACGAUGCCGGUGAUAAGGCGGACGAGGCUGCCUGCGGUAUUGCUCGGCUGUACGUGUCCACCUGUACGCUUUAUGGCAUUCCGACCGUUAUGCCCAGCCAAUGCGAGAAGUGCGCCAGUAACGAGGGCCGCACGGUCGACGUGGGCGACUAUUACACGGUGAAGGCACCACAAAAGCAGGUUGACGUGGUGGUGGUGGUUGACACUUCCCUCGGUGCGCUGCUGGGAGAAUUGGUACAGGCUACGAUCAACGAUUUGCGCAAGGAACUGAAGUCAUUUGAUGUGAACAUCGCCGUGAUUGGGUACAGCAAGACGGACAAGUACACGAGUUUGUUCUCGCACGGCGGCAAGCUGGACUACUCCGGCAAACUGGGUCAGGCCGAUGUCAGCAACGCACCGAAACAGUGCAGAGGACUGGUAACGGGCGUUGAAUCCGUAGACGCCGUCCUCCAGGUGUUGCAGAAGAUUAGCGAACAGACGAAGGAGAACCUGGGUGCAACGACUGAAGUGUAUGCUUUGCGUCGUGCCUUCACCUAUCCGUUCCGUGCCACUGCCAGCAAGUCUGUGUUGGUGUUCCGGUCGGAUUCGAUCGAUAUUGCACAACCGGGAAGCGCACUGAGUGCGGCAUUGGGACUGGCUAACGUAAAGGCACGCGGUAUCAUGUUCAACAUGGUUGCCCCACUGAAGAGCGUCGGACUCACAAACACUAAGGAUCAGUCGAAGGUCAAAUCGAUUGUUGGCUUCAACGAGCGCGUCGUGUACCAUAUGAACGACAAGAAGCGCACCGUGGGUUCGACUGAGAUGAAGAAAUCGCUCAAGUACGACGAUGUGGUCGCCGUGUCCGCCGUCGAGCGUUUCGGCGGUAACUUCUUCGUGCUGCAGAACUACGCCCAGCAAAAGACUCCGAAGGACAAGAAGCAAUUCAUCUCGAUUGUGGCCGCCGUGCUGGCCGAACAGCUUUCCCGAACGGAGACAACUAACGAUUGUGUUUGCUAUCUGCGCGGUGGUCUACAUCCUGAAUCGCUCUGUACCGCUACCGACCUUCAGGUGCUUUCGCCAUCGAAAAAAGCCGGCGGUGCUAAGGGAUAA